Molecule: messenger RNA, 375 nt
Organism: Enterobius vermicularis (human pinworm)
Lineage: Eukaryota; Metazoa; Nematoda; Chromadorea; Rhabditida; Oxyuridae
Source: the annotation of a GenBank genome assembly
AUGCUCCCAUUUGGGCCACUGUCGCAUCUGUCAGCUAAUCAUAGUUUACCGGCCUGGUUUCAUAAAUUUAUGUAUUAUCCUUAUAAACAGGGUGAAGAGUGUUGUAGCGAUUACAUGGUCUCCUAUCACUACAUUAAUACUGCAACGAUGUAUACACUUGACUUCCUUGUGUAUCAUCUUCGGCCAUAUGGAUUAGUGAUUGGUGAAAUAGUCAAUGAGGGUGACAAGCAGCUGAACGGAAUGUCUCUUUUGGAAUAUGCUAAGCAACUUUCUGCUGAAAACUCAAAACCUAUCGACUCUCCAGUUCCUGUUGAAGAGGCUGAGGCAGUUGCUUUGAAGAAAAAGGAAAAAGAAUUACAAAAAGAAAAAGCCUAA